This is a messenger RNA of Dermatophagoides pteronyssinus (European house dust mite), 2093 nucleotides long. Its product is annotated as armadillo-like helical domain-containing protein 3. Lineage: Eukaryota; Metazoa; Arthropoda; Arachnida; Sarcoptiformes; Pyroglyphidae. The record is from RefSeq and is a predicted model, not a curated record. Gene Ontology annotation, cellular component: cytosol.
UAGUGAUAUAAAUUCAAAUAGAUUUUUGGAAAAUUUCAUGUCCAAUCAUCGUAUAUUUGAUGGUUUAAUGAAUUUAUUCAUUUCGGCCAAUUUGAAUCAUUCGAUUGCGGAUAAACAACAACAACACCAGGAUGAACUAUGGAUAUUGUUAGUGUUGACAAUAUUUUUAAAUUAUCAAAAACCAAAUACAAAUCCAUUCAUGAUAAAAUUAUCAAUCGUUGACAACGACAUUGUCUUGAACAGAUAUUCAAGAACAAUUACAAAUCAUUUAAUGCAAUCAAUCAUCAAAUAUGAUCAAUUGAUUAAUGAAAAUAAAACUGGCCUGUUUUCAUCCAUUUCUAAUAUGGUUGGUACAAUAUUUUCGAAUGAAGAUAAUAUCAACAACAGUACAAUAGUGAAUGGAAUAACAAGUAAAAAAUUUCCAUUUCAUAUUGUAAAUUUAGUUUUACUUGCAUUAUAUGAAGCUGUUUCAUUGAAUCGGAAUUUUAUUUCCUUAUUAACUACUACAUUAACCGAUUUACAAUCAGACAAUGAAAAUGAAUCAUCGGAUAAUAAUAAUGUUAUUAUACAGAAUAAUUUCAUCGGGAUUAUACCAACAAAUUUAUUGGUAACAUUUUUGGAAUUUUCUUCAAUCAUUAUGCUCGGUAUAAAAGACGGUGCAAACACUAAAACCGCAAGACUUUGUUUUAUAAUAUUAACCUGUAUUACCGAGGAUGCAAGUGCCAAUUCUAUUAUACAUGAUAAUAAUAUGUCAUUUAUAGUGAAUUUACGGCGAAUGCCAAUGCGACAUAGAAAAGCAUCUAUGGAAAGAAAUAAAAAUGUAUUACGUCCAAUUUGUCAUACUAUCAUGGAUUUAAUGAUUGAAUUUAUUCUAACACAUUUAAAUCGUCAAACAAAUCAAGAAUCAUUUGGUUUUUGCCUCGGUAUUGUGCAACGAAUUCUUUGCUUUCAAAAACGUUUUAAAGUACGAAUAAAUUUUGAUUGGAAAGAAUUAUGGUCAUCAUUAAUAUUGUUGAUAAAAUUUUUAUUAAAUAAUGAAACGUAUUUUUUUAAACAACAAUCACAAUCAAACAAUGGCAAUAUUAACAAUAUGUUUGCCGUUUUACAACAAAUCAUCAUUAUAUUCAAUAUUUUUAUACUUUAUGGUGAUAAUUUCCUACAUAAUGAUCAUUGUUAUGAUGAACUUUAUUAUGAAAUAAUACGUAUGCAUACUAUAUUUGAUAAUCUUAAUUCAUUUGCCUUACGUCACAUGACAAAAGAAGAUGCCAAUAACAAAUGUAAUAAUAAUGAUGGUGAUGAUAAUAAUCAUAGUUAUAAAGAAGAAUCAAAUAAAUUAAUAAAUAAUUUAAUAAAUAUAAAAGCAAUUAUAGCACAUUUAAAUAUAAAAUUAGAAUUAUAUUCACAACAAAAUAAAAUUAUAACAUUAUCCGAACAACAAGUAUUUGAUAUUGUAAGAAAUAAUUAUGAUACAUUAACAUUAAAAUUGGUAGAAAAUAUUGAUUCAUAUGAACCAUAUAAUUUUGCUAAAUGUAAUGAAAUUGAAUUUUUUAAUCAAAUUUUACAUUCGAUAAUUGAAGAUUUAACAACGCAAAUAUCAAAACCACCACAACCAUUAUUCACUAUUGAUUCAAAUGAACAACAUAAUCUAAUUCAAGAAAUACAAACAAUGUUUUCCAUUCAAAACAAUAUUACAACAUUAUGUACGAAUGAUAAUGAUGAUACUGCUGUUAUUCCAUCAUCUCCAACUGAUAUUAUUAAUUUUAAUGAAUCAAUUUUAUCAUCAUCAACAACAUCUUUCGAAUGAAGAUUUUCCUGAUUUUGAAUGAUUCGAUUUCAUUUGGUUUUUUGUCUUCUCCAUAAAACACAUCUAUUCACAUCACAAGAAUCAUUCAUUCAUUCAUUCAUUUUCAACGUCAGAAUAAACGUAAGAAACAAUAUCCAAUGCCAUUUUUCUCAUUUAAUUCUCAAUUGGAUUGCCAAAUCACACACACAAAAGUACAAUCAUCAUUAUUUGUCCUAUUCUGGAGGAUAUACUCUCUCUACUUUAACGAUAAUAUUCCGACCAAUAACAAAACAAAACAAAUACAAUGUAU